AUGGAUUUGGUGUUGCUGAAGAAUCCGCUCACCAUUAGCGCCAAGACGCUAAAAAUACUGAUAAACACAUACAAGGAGUAUACGAAAAAACCAGUUUAUUCCUCAGACGAUCAAAACGCCUACGAUGAAAGCGAGGAAGCCGCGGAUCAGAUAUAUCAAACGAUACAACAAAUCACUGUCGCAAAAAAUGAACUGAAAGCCAUUGUAGCUCAAAUCAAGUCCGAGUACGACAAAAUACAACUACCGGGUGCGAAAGAAGACUUCUCCGAUGCCUUGGAGAAACUCGAAAUCGAUACAAAUUUCAAUGAAAUUCUAGGCGCAGCAACAGAAAUGAUCUAUAUGCUUCAGAGCAGACUAACCGAAGUAACUAGCACCCGGAACAGACUGGGGCGCAAACUAGGACACAAUGUACCUGCACCACAAAACUACACAGCAAUCAUAAACGAAUUUUCGACUCAAAACAACAACGCUGAGCAAAAUGAAGUAAUCGAAGAAAAUGGAUGGGUAACAGAAGAUAGCAAUGAAAGCACCGAUGCAAAUAUGCAAACAAACCGGAAUGAUAGCACCGAGGCAAAUCAAGUACAAACAGUACAAAUACCAAAUAUCAAUACAGUACAAACCUGCGUUAAUGAUAAUGGAGCGAAUAACAACGGCGAUGCGCCAGACAUAGGUGUCGACGCUGCUAAUCCGCCAACAGGUCACCAAGACCCCCCGCAGAGUCGGCCGCCGAGACAAGCUACGAUAAAUGCGCGAACAAUUAUACGUAAUUUCGAACGAAGCUUGGAGGAAUCGGAUGAAACUGACGAAAGUUAUAGCAGAGCAUCAACUCCAAUACGCCAGAUGUUGUUUUCAGUUAUCACCGCAUUAUGCCUCAUCAAUCCAGUUGCAUCUGAUAGAUUGAUUUGCGAAAAAGGCAAUAUUAAGAUCAACAAUCCAAACACAACGUUCGAAUUAUGUAUGGAAAGCCUUUGUAGAUCCUUUCCGAAGAUGGCCAUCGCACAACGGGAGUGGUCAUUACCUCCAACGGCAUUAAAUAAAACCAUGUUUGUCUCCAUGAGGUACUUUCUGGAGGACCAAGAAAUCAUGGAACAGGCAUAUUGCGUACAGCCACAUAUAUGUGAUCAUUCGAAAGGAUUCCUAUCGAAAAAACUACUAGCAAACCCACAUUGUUGGCCAAAUGGUGCCAUAGCAUCCCUUGGAUUAGCGCUUUAUGCAAUCAUUGUAACAACUAUUAUGCUCUCCACCUGCAUAAAAAGGUUGCUAAUUCGUCCCGUACAAGUAACCGUUAACACAAGCGAUAAUGCAAGUGUGCGGUUACAGUUAUUUAGUCCGCCGACGAUCUAUAGAGCCGUGAACCUUGCCCUUGUGUGCAUACUGGCACUAACAGAUGCGGCAGCAGCCUGCCAAAACGGCCACAUACGGCAAGAAAUCGAUCUGAUAUGCACCAGCCAUAACAGCUGCUCUUAUGAGUACAAACGAGAAAUUCUAUUCAAUGAGUUGGAUUUGAAACUCUGCGUCAGCAUCAUGCAUGCCAAUAAAUCAGUUGGUCUGAUCGAAGUAGAACGAUACCCAACGAUAAUGAGAUGUGUGAAAAGAUCGUUAUACUUUACGAGAGAUGCGACGACCAAAGUAUUUAGCACUGUACGUUGCUCGCAGGCAGGGUCAUGCGUAAAUUCCAAAUGCUCACAGACGACUGUCAAUACGACAAUCAAAGAGCUUGGCAAAGCAUACCAGUUUCCAGGCUACUCCGGGUGUCAGCAUUCAUGCGGUGGACUCGGUUGCGGCUGUUUUCUCCCGCUACCAGCUUGUUCGUUUUAUCGGGUCACACAAAUCCCAAGAAAUGAAGAAAUUUAUGAAGUAGUAUCAUGUCUGAAGUGGGAACCGUUGGUGAAAUUAAAAGUCCGAGUAUCACUCUACAACCAAGAAAAAGAAACCUUGAUUACAAGCGCACCUUACAUCAAACACGCAUUUCAAGGAAUGGAAAUCUCGAUAAUUUCGGUACAAUCGCCGCACUUUUCCAUGCUAGACAGAAAAAUAGCAAUAUCAAAUAAAGAAGCUUUGCUUCUACCAGAAGGAUACGAACUAGCAGCUAAAUGCGCGACUUACCAGUCAGCAGCAAAAGAUUUCAAAACUUGCGCCAACCAAAUGAUAUGCUCAUGCGAAGACGCAAAUGGAGCAAUCAAAUGUCACUGCCCUCAAAUGUCUAUUAGAGACGUGAAAAAUGACAUUACAAAUGUAUUUCCCAUUCAUACUCCCUUCACUUCCUUCCAAAAACGAGAUAAGGAACUCUUCGUAAAAACUAUGCAAGGAGAAAUAGUCGUAUCGCUAGAAUCCCGCUCGCUGAAGAACAGCGCAGAAUAUCUACUAGAACAAGAUUGCAAACUAAACGCGAGCAGCGUGAUUGGAUGCUACGACUGUCAGGAGGGAGCUCAAGUGAACAUCAGUUGCACAACCAAUGAAAGAGCAUGGAUUGUAAUCCAGUGCGGGGAACACACAUUUUCGGUAGAGUGCAAUUCGCAAGGAACAGAAACUGCACUGGCAAUAGAAUUUCAAGAAGCAAUUGUGCAAGAAACAUGCGUAGCGCAAUGUAACAAUAAGACCAUCAAAUUUGACCUUACAGGUACACUCAGUUUUGUACCAGACAUUGUGGAACACAUGUUGUUCGAAAAUCCAGCGCAACUAAAAAAUUCCCACAAAGAUUGGUUUGCAGACUGGAAAGUUCCAAGUAUUUCACCAAUCUGGAAUACUCUCCGCAAACACUGGCAAGUCACUACAUUUAUAUUGGGAUCAAUAACCAUCCUCUCGGUCAUAACAUAUCUAUUCGGACCCGCAUUAAUCUUUGCACUGGCAAGAGUGCUCUACAUCUGCGCGGUAAUUAUCGCGAAGACAACUGCGUUGUUUAUUCAGACUGUAUACAAAUGUAUCAGAGCCGCCACGCACUAA
Messenger RNA from Cylicocyclus nassatus, 2943 nucleotides. The record is from the annotation of a GenBank genome assembly. Lineage: Eukaryota; Metazoa; Nematoda; Chromadorea; Rhabditida; Strongylidae.